Molecule: messenger RNA, 3531 nt
Organism: Myripristis murdjan (pinecone soldierfish)
Lineage: Eukaryota; Metazoa; Chordata; Actinopteri; Holocentriformes; Holocentridae
Product: mitochondrial import inner membrane translocase subunit TIM44-like
Exons: 13
Coding region: 13-1371 (452 amino acids)
Biological process (GO): protein import into mitochondrial matrix
Cellular component (GO): mitochondrial inner membrane
Molecular function (GO): protein-folding chaperone binding
Source: RefSeq, a predicted model, not a curated record
CACGUGCUGCCGAUGCAUUGCAAGAUCAAGAUGGCAGCCUCCUUGUGUCGGUGCUACGGGCUGGUGGGCGGCCGCGGCCUGGCUCUCCGCUCCCGGCCGCUGGUCUCCUCUCUCUGGACCCGAGAUGUGUACAGGACCCAGGGGAGCCCGGCCGCACCUGUUCAGGUGCGAUAUGCCUCAGGUCGUAAGGGUUUCCUUGGGGAGUUUGUGGACAACCUGCGUCAGGAGUUCAGUAAGAACCAGGAGAUGAAGGAGAACAUCAAGAAGUUCAGAGAGGAGGCCAAGAGGCUAGAGGAGUCCGAUGCCCUCCAACAGGCCCGCAGGAAAUACAAAACCAUAGAGUCUGAGACAGUGAAGACCUCUGAGGUGUUUAAGAAGACAUUGGGCUCUUUGUCUGAAACAGUGAAGGAGAGUCUAGAGGAGGUGACUCGUACCGACCUCGGGAAGAAGAUAAAGGAGGGGAUGGAGGAGGCAGCGAAGAGCGCCAGGCACUCUGCUGAGUCUGUGUCCAAAGGAGGGGAGAAGCUGGGCAGGACCAACGCUUUCAGGGCCAUCUCACAGGGUGUGGAGACUGUGAAGAAGGAGAUCGAUGUUGGUGAUGCCGGCCCUUACCGGGCUCCUCCUCAGCUGAGGAAGAGGAGUGAGUUCUCCUCUAAAGGAGCCGACAGUGACUCCAGGGUGUUUGAGGCCAAUGAAGAGGCUAUGGGUGUUGUGCUCCACAAAGACUCUAAGUGGUACCAACAGUGGAAAGACUUCAAGGACAACAACAUGGUUUUCAACAGGUUCUUUGAGAUGAAGAUGAAGUACGAUGAAAGUGACAACGCCUUCAUCAGAGCAUCCAGAGCUGUGACUGAUAGAGUCACAGACCUCAUAGGCGGUCUUUUCUCCAAGACAGAAAUGUCUGAGGUGCUAACGGAGAUCCUGAAGGCAGAUCCUACCUUUGACAAAGACUCCUUUCUCAAACAGUGUGAGAGGGACAUCAUCCCCAACAUCCUGGAGGCUAUGAUCCGCGGGGAGCUGGAUGUAUUAAAAGACUGGUGUUAUGAAGCUACCUACAGUCAGCUGGCCCACCCCAUACAGCAGGCAAGAGCUUUGGGGCUGCUCUUCCAGUCCAAAAUCCUGGACAUUGACAACAUCGAUCUGGCGAUGGGGAAGAUCAUGGACCAGGGCCCAGUACUGAUCAUCACCUUCCAGGCUCAGGUCGUCAUGGUGAUCCGCAGCCCCAAAGGAGAAUUAGUGGAGGGAGAUCCGGAGAAGGUGAUGAGGAUGAUGUAUGUGUGGGCUCUGUGUCGUGACCAGGAGGAGCUGAACCCCAACGCCGCCUGGAGACUCCUGGACAUUUCCGCUUCCAGCACCGAACAGGUCCUCUAGGCCAAGGGACAGAGGCCAAGAAUAAAAGAAGGUGGAUCUGGAAUGCGUGGCUGGAAUACAGACAUACUGAUACACACACACACACACACACACACACAUUCAUGUCUGAGCACAGUGUGCAUAUGUGGUCUUCUGUAGGACCAAGGACGGUUGUCAGCAGGAGUGUCUCAUUACUUUAUUUGCAGAUGUAUAUAUUUAACCACAUGAAAACAUGUAAACACAUGACAUUUCCAUAGAAAUACAAGUAAGGGCGCUUUGUCCUCUGGAUGGAGGGGUGUGUGUGUGUGUGGGUGUGUGUGUGUGUGUGUGUGUGUGUGUGUGUGUGUGUGUAUGUGUGUGAGAUCUCUUGCGCUGGGUAGCUCAUUGUUUGUGUUUCCGGUCACUGACUGGAGUGUGGAUACAGCGCAUGCCAUCAGCGACUUGGACGUGAGGGGAGCCUGUAUGUUCUCACCAACAGACUGUAAACAAGCCACCUGUGUGCUUUCCUUCAUUUCUCUUUUUCAUCCAAUUGUGCAUCUGUCCAUGUAGGGCCCGUGACUUGAUCCAAGGAGGUCCGGCAGGCGUUAGCAUGAGCACCUUUUAUCAAAAGCCAAAAACAAGUUAAGAUGAGUUGGAAUCAUAAUAUAGGAUAUUGUAAUGAUCUGUGAGUUUAGGUUCCCUCCUUUCAUAGGUCCUCAACAAUAAGAAACAUUGUAUGUACUUAUUAAUAUAAACUCUUGAAAGUGGAGUCAGCGAUUUUGUGGUAAGAUUGCUGACAUAUCACCUCCCUGUCUGCUAGCUGUCCGUUCUGUGUGCAUGCUGGAAAAAAAAUCCGGUGGUAAAUCUGGCUGCUGAUUUCAGAUACCAACAAUCUUUCUCCAGAAUCGCCGACUCCAGCUUUAACACCUUGUAAAUAUACUGUAUGUGAAGUACUGCUUCUGUGUAAGCUUGGGUGGGACCACAGUUGGAUAUUAUGUUAACUUCAUCAUUUUGGGGUCAUUUGCCAUCUCAUGUUUUGCACUUUUUAAAAAAAAAAAAAAUCAUCUGGUUUACUGACUGUUAUUGCCAUUUAAAUGAUUCAGUGUGUCUCUACAUCCCCACUGGCUCAAACAUCAGUGGGGAUCGAAUAAUACAAUAUACUAGUAUUGUACCUCUCUUAAAAUAUGACCAUUUUUGUGAAGAGAAGUUGAGUUUACGGUGUCUGAAAUGUCUAAAAUGUGCCACCAUGUACUUAAUGUCAGCUAGAUCACAAUUUGAGCCCGUCUUCUCUUUUAUUUAAUUUAUUUAUCUUGGAAAUAAUGGGAGUUGUUUUAAGUACUUUAUGUCGAGGCGGCUUUGACUGUGUCGUUUCAAAGCCAGUUCAGCUGUCACAACAGCUCUCUUGUCAUUUAUGUGAGAUGGUUUAUUGUCAGUGAUACUGGCACUCAUACUACACCUGGUGCCCAAAUCUAGUAAAAUGUCAGAACUGAGAUGACAGUGUGAGACAUUCCAUGGAUGUAUUUUUGAGAGGCACACUGAAACUGAAACCUUGUGCUUACUGGAGACGGUACUGUGUGGAAUUUGUGUCAACUCUGAGGGAAGAAAACACACCAGGGAAACACUAACCAUAAAUCGUGGUCUUACAACCAAUAUGGGAGUGCAUGCAUUGAUAAAAAUGCAUGACAUAAACAAAAUGUAAUGUUAAAUUUGCAGUAAUAUUUAUCAGAAAUUAUCUGUAAUUGAGCCAGAGCGUGGGGUGUACUUGCAGUGACUCAAGGCAUAGUAGUGCUCCAGGCUCCAUGUAACUUUGUGGUUAGAUAAUGUUUGUCUAAUGUUUGACUGUGUCUAUAAAAUAUUUUUUUAAAUAGGCAAAUGUUUCCUGAAAAAUGCUUUUGAGGAUAGAAAUUACUUGAAAAUGACUCUGUAUUGCCACAUUAUGCCACAGCGAUGAAACAGUGUAUAUGCUCAUUAAUACUUAAUGAAGAAUGUUGGGCUAAAACUCACCUAGUUUUUGUUAACUGUACAUCCAUCCUUUUAUCUGUGGGUUGACCAAACAUAAAUAUUAAAUUGAGUUUAUUUUAUAUAUUUUUUUUUUAUUUUUAGCAGUUACAUCUGUUUGCAGAGAAUAAAGAGCACUGUAUUAUGAUUAGCUGUGUCUGAGUUUUCUCAAGUCAGCAGCAUUUAUUUGUAUGCAUUUUCUGU